AUGUUUGACGACGAGGAUUUUGGUUUCUCUAAUAAACACUUCAAGCUUACGUCGGACUGUGUUUAUGAGGAAGAGAAUGGGGAAGACUUUGAUCAAGCUCAAGGUUACGACCCUCACCAAGACCUAGAAACCAGAGAGCACGAGGAAGUGAUAUCCUCUACAGUCAGUGACAUAAAUGCCGGCCAGCAACAGCAGCAUCAAGAAACCGAUGCGCCACAACAAGAACAGUCAUCGCAACCACAAACACCUCAACGAAAAAAACCGGGUCGAAAACCAAAUCCAGCUUCGCCUGCUCUUAGAAAAGCACAAAAUCGUGCGGCUCAACGAGCUUUUCGAGAAAGAAAAGAACGACAUUUGCGCGAAUUAGAGGACACCAUCAAAACUCUUCGUCAAAAUGAGUACGAGGCUGCUGUCAAGCAUCAAAAAGAAAUUGGUACUUAUCGUGUGAUGAUUGAAAAUCUGAAGAAUGAAAAUGGCUAUUGGAAAGGAUUAGCAUUGGCAUUCGAAACCAUAUUAAAUGAUAUUAACGGGAAUUCAGAAAUCACGUCAAAAAUUAAAACCACAUCUGCGUCACCUUCUCGUCGUUCAGCAUCACAAUUAUCGCAGCUAGUACAACCGCAAGCUGAUGUGCUGCAGGCUAUUAAUGCGGUUCUUGCAUUAAAUUCUGAUCGAGAAGAUUCCUUUGAUGUUGCUUCAAAGAGUUUUCUUCCAUCACCAACAAAUAGUUCAACUGUUAUGUCACCUCAAAGCACCCCGGUCACCCCAUCGACCACUGUUGGAUCACCACCGAAUAAUUUUUCUCUUAACGAGGAUUUAGCAAAUGACUUGAGUGAAGUAAAACCAGUGUUAAUUGAUACAAGUGAUGGAAACAGCAAUAUUGAUACCACAACCAUUGAUCAAUUACAUGAAUCGAAACCAUUAAUUACCAAUCACAAUGGGAUCACUAAUAAUAAUACGACUAUUCAUACUUCUAAUAACGAAUCCACUUCAACUUAUCUUGAUUAUUCAAAUUUAUUCUUUGAUUCGUAUCUUUCAGAUUAUUCGAUUCUUCAAUCACAAGAACAACAGCAAUCUCCGGUGCAAUUACAGAUUCAACCACAAUUAACUGGCGAGGAGAUGCAACAAUUAAUUGCUUUGGCACGAUUGGUUCGUGCCCCCAGUUUCGCUGAUGUUAAUCCGAAAUUACACUUUCAGUUGACACAACAACAGUUAUUCUACCUUCAACAACCACAUGAUCCCAGGAUUGGCAUGAUACCAUGCCUGCAUCUGAGAGCGCGUAUGAUUGAACAUCGCGACAAAUAUGAUCUCACAAAGCUGUGCGAUCUUCUAAUAAGGAAAGCAAAAUGUCACGGCGACACAAUGGAUCCUGAUGCGUGGGAAAUGCCUGAAGAAUUCUUUGAAGAAUAUAGAUUCCUCUCAUUCAAUUAUUGUCGAUUAAAGAGUAAUUUUUAUCGUGAACAUGGAAAUGCCUCGAAGAUCGACUUGACAAAUUACAUGAAAACGGCAGGAUCAUCAAAUCUAUACUUGGUAUCUUGA
Molecule: messenger RNA, 1536 nt
Organism: Ambispora leptoticha
Lineage: Eukaryota; Fungi; Glomeromycota; Glomeromycetes; Archaeosporales; Ambisporaceae
Source: the annotation of a GenBank genome assembly